Molecule: messenger RNA, 1701 nt
Organism: Diplodia corticola
Lineage: Eukaryota; Fungi; Ascomycota; Dothideomycetes; Botryosphaeriales; Botryosphaeriaceae
Product: sugar transporter
Exons: 2
Coding region: 1-1701 (566 amino acids)
Biological process (GO): transmembrane transport; carbohydrate transport
Cellular component (GO): membrane
Molecular function (GO): carbohydrate:proton symporter activity
Source: RefSeq, a predicted model, not a curated record
AUGGCUCCGCAAAAGAGCAACGACAGCAAAAAGGCCACGAGGGUGGUGGGCGCCGAGCUCGCCGCCGUCUUGCCGCAAGACCAAGGGCCAUGGUACCGGCAACCGCACCUGGUGCGCCUCAACUUCUGCCUCAUCUCGCUGAUCCUCUUCUCGUCGGCCAACGGCUACGACGGCUCGUUGAUGAACGGGCUGCAAGCCCUGCCGCAGUGGAACUCGUUCAUGCACACCCCCACGGGCGCAUGGCUGGGCUUCAUCAGCGCCGCGUCGUCCAUCGGGUCCAUCUUCCAGUACCCCGUCGCCGCGUGGGCGGGCAAUCGCUUCGGGCGCAAGCCGGGCGUCGUGAUCGGCUACGGGUUCCUGGUGCUCGGCGUCGCGCUGCAGACGGGGGCGCGGAACGUGGCCAUGUUUGUGCUGGGCCGCUUCUUCGUCGGUUGUGUCAGCGCGUGGUUCAUGGUGACGGCGCCGCUGUUGAUCACCGAAAACGCGUUUCCCACCCACCGCGGCGUGCUGACGGCCAUGUUCAACUGCGGCUGGUAUAUAGGUUCGAUGCUCGCCGCCUGGGUCACCUUCGGCACGCAAUCCAUCCCAGGCUCCUGGUCCUGGCGCAUCCCUUCCCUCCUACAAGUCGCCCUCCCCUUCAUCGCCCUCCCCGGCUACCUCCUCUGCCCCGAAUCACCCCGAUGGCUAGCAUCCCGCGGCCGCACCAGCGAAGCCCACGCCUUCUUCGCCACCCACCACGCCGGCCUCCCCGCCAGCACCAGCACCACCAGCACCCCCACCUCCCCCCUCGCCGCCUUCGAGCUCGCCGAAGUCCAACGCGCCCUCUCCCUCGAAUCCCCCUCCCCCCCAUCCACCCCCACCAACCCCACCCCCACCCCCACCCUCUCCACCACCUCUUACGCAUCCAUGCUCCACACCCCCGGCAACCGCCACCGCCUCCUCAUCUCCCUCACCCUCGGCGUCUUCGCCCAGUGGAACGGCGUCGGCAACAUAUCCUACUACCUGCCCGCGGUCCUCUCGACCGCGGGCAUCACCUCGCCGCGGCACCAGACCCUCCUCAACGGCUGCCUGCAGGCCUGGAACCUCCUCUGCGCCACCUUCGCCGCGGGGUACCUGGUCGACCGCGUGGGGCGGCGCCCGCUGUUCCUGUGGUCGACGGCGGGGAUGGGGGCGUGCUACGCGGCUGUGGCGGGAUUGACGGGGGCGUACAGCAGCGGCGGGGAGAGGGACGUGGCGGUGGGGACGGCGGUGGUGCCCGUGCUGUUUUUGUACUACGCGGCGUACGACGCGGCGUGGACGCCGCUGCUGGUCGCGUAUCCGUGCGAGGUGUGGCCGUUUGGGCUGCGCGCGCGCGGGGUGGCGGUGACGGUGGCGGCGACGCAGGUGGCGGUGUUGUUUAAUACGUUGGUGAACCCGGUGGCGUUGGAGCGGAUCGGGUGGCGGUAUUAUGUCGUUUAUGUGGUGUUGUUGGUCGGGAUCGGCGCGACGUGUUAUUUUUUUUAUCCCGAGACGAGGGGGUGUUCGUUGGAGGAGGUGGCGAGGGUGUUUGAUGGGGAGGCGGCGGAUGUGCGGGCCGGGGAGUUGUGGCGGGAGAUUUCGGGGGAGGAGGAGGCGGAGGGGAAGGGGGGUGAGGUGGUGAGGGAGGAGGUUGCUGUCGCUGGGAAGGGCGGGUUGACGCACCGGAGGACGCAUAGCGUUUGA